Messenger RNA from Pseudomassariella vexata, 483 nucleotides. RefSeq lists its product as uncharacterized. Bases 1 to 483 code for a protein of 160 amino acids. The transcript has a single exon. NCBI's taxonomy places the organism in Eukaryota, Fungi, Ascomycota, Sordariomycetes, Amphisphaeriales, Pseudomassariaceae. The record is from RefSeq and is a predicted model, not a curated record.
AUGAAGAACUCUAGUGCAGUUCGCAUGUACGAGUCUAUUGAGGUGCCGGAAGAGAUCAAAGGGCAAGGCAUACUGGAGUAUAUCAAGGACUUCGCGAUGGCAGGAGGAAUGCCAACGCGGCAGGCUUCGACGGGGUUGAGAUGCACGGGGCAAAUGGAUAUUUUGUUGAUGAUUUCCUCCAGAAUACAUGCAAAAAGCGGGCUGAUGAAUGGGGUUGGCAGCAUUGAGAAGCGUGCCAGAUUUCCCAUCGAGGUGACCAAGGCGGUCGUGGAAGUAAUUGGUUCGGAGCGGAGGGCGAUCUGGCCAAGGCCGUUCAGCGAUUCCCAGGAGAUGCUAUAUAGACGAGGCGAUGUUCUCCAGUUCGGGUGCGUGUUCAAGCCACCAAAGCAGUUCAGCCUGGCGGCGUCCUUACAUUUGAUCGAAGCCCGUAUUAGCGGCAAUAUUGACACUAUUAAGGCUCGCCAUCUUGUUCGUCCAAUCUGA